UUUUUUGGUGUGUUUUUAAUCGUUGUCCUGUUGGACAACGUUUGUUUGUAACGGCAGGUUAAAGUUCACAGUGGUCAGUGAGCCGAUGGACGACGAAGAGGAGUGUGUGGAUGUUGGACAUGCUUUCCUGGACCUACAGGAACUGCUGCUCACAGGAAACGAUGUGUUCGAACAACAGAUUGACAUUUUGAGUGUGGACGAAGACAGGGAGGUCAUAGGGAGUCUAAAAGUGUCCCUGGAGGCGGCAAAAGCACUGAAAGGGAUAUACCAGGAGUUUCACCAGAGAGGUAAAAGUAAGACAACAAGCAACGCAGAAGAAGACGAAGAAGAGGAGGAGGAAAAGAAAGAAGAUCAGAUUCAAGUACUAGAUUAUGAAGAUGAAGAUGAUAAUGUCUUCCACUGAGGAAAAAAAAAUAAACUGUCUAUGUCACAUUUAAAAA
This is a messenger RNA of Poecilia latipinna (sailfin molly), 440 nucleotides long. RefSeq names its product X-linked retinitis pigmentosa GTPase regulator-interacting protein 1-like. The transcript is spliced from 2 exons. Lineage: Eukaryota; Metazoa; Chordata; Actinopteri; Cyprinodontiformes; Poeciliidae. The record is from RefSeq and is a predicted model, not a curated record. Gene Ontology annotation, biological process: retinal rod cell development; non-motile cilium assembly. Bases 86 to 403 code for a protein of 105 amino acids. Gene Ontology annotation, cellular component: photoreceptor connecting cilium.